This is a messenger RNA of Sardina pilchardus (European sardine), 2730 nucleotides long. It is a transcript of the gene sema6ba, whose product is annotated as sema domain, transmembrane domain (TM), and cytoplasmic domain, (semaphorin) 6Ba. Gene Ontology annotation, cellular component: plasma membrane. Gene Ontology annotation, molecular function: semaphorin receptor binding; chemorepellent activity. The transcript has 16 exons. NCBI's taxonomy places the organism in Eukaryota, Metazoa, Chordata, Actinopteri, Clupeiformes, Clupeidae. The record is from RefSeq and is a predicted model, not a curated record. Gene Ontology annotation, biological process: semaphorin-plexin signaling pathway; axon guidance; negative chemotaxis. The coding region runs from base 1 to 2640 and encodes 879 amino acids.
AUGUAUGGCUUCGUCCUCCUUGGUCACCCUUCCCCACCUGGCUCCACCCGCACCGCCUGUUCCCUCAGAGAGGAGAGCGGAGGAGGGGAGAUGGCCAGGCGUUAUCCUGUGUUUUUGGGUCGAGCCCAUCGCUCAUACGUGCGCCAGGAGCCUCUGCAUAUCCAGAGCGUCCUCAAAGUGAACCGCACCCUCUACAUCGGCGGCAGAGAUGACCUUUAUAGAGUUGAGCUGGACAACAUUGCAGGGGAUGAAAUGUUCUACAGCAAGAAGAGAACUUGGGAAUCCAACAGGAAUGACAUACGCAUCUGCCGGAUGAAGGGGAAACACGAGGAGGAAUGUCGUAAUUAUAUGAAGGUGCUUCUGAGCCAGUAUGGAGGACUGUUUGUAUGCGGGACCAACGCCUUCAACCCGCUGUGUGCCAACUACACUAGGGACACUCUAGAGCUGGUGGGGGAGCCCAUUAGCGGGAUGGCGCGCUGCCCGUAUGACCCCAAACAUGCCAACGUGGCUCUGUUCGCAGAGGGGAACCUCUUCACUGGCACGGUGACAGAUUUCCUGGCCAUCGAUGCGGUGAUCUACCGCAGUCUGGGGGACAGCCCGGCCCUGCGCACCGUCAAGCACGACUCCAAAUGGUUCAGAGAGCCCUACUUUGUGAGUGCAGUAGAGUGGGGUCCCCACAUCUAUUUCUUCUUCAGGGAAAUGGCCAUGGAGUUUAACUACCUGGAGAAGGUGAUGGUGUCGCGGGUGGCCCGUGUGUGUAAGGGGGACCUGGGUGGCUCCCAGCGCGUGCUGGAGAAACAGUGGACGUCCUUCCUGAAGGCGCGGCUCAACUGCUCCAUCCCCGGCGACUCCCACUUCUACUUCAACCUGCUGCAGGCCACCAGCCCCGUCCUCAACCUGAACGGACGCGACGUCAUCCUGGGCGUCUUCUCCACCCCCGCCAACAGCAUCCCUGGCUCAGCCGUGUGUGCCUUCGACAUGCAGCAGCUGGCGCGGGUGUUUGAGGGGAGAUUCAAGGAGCAGAAGUCCCCCGAAUCCAUCUGGACACCUGUCCCUGAUGAGCUGGUCCCCAAACCAAGGCCUGGUGGAUGUGCCGUCCAGGGCUCCAGGUUCAGCUCCUCCAACACGUUCCCCGACGAGGUGCUGACCUUCAUUAAGACCCACCCCCUCAUGGAUGAGGCCAUCCCCUUGUUAGGCCACAGGCCCUGGAUCGUUAAGACCAUGGUCAGGUAUCAGCUCAACACCAUGGUGGUCGACACGGAGGCCGGGCCACACAAGAACCGGACUGUGGUGUUCCUCGGUUCCACAAGGGGAACAGUUCUCAAGUUCUUAAUAGUUCCUAGCAAGGACAGUCCUGGGUCCAAUGGCAACAUCUUCCUUGAGGAGCUGGAGGGUUAUAACCCAGACAGGUGUGGGGGGGACUCUGUGCAGGCGCGUCAGCCCCUGUCUCUGACCCUGGACCCGUCCAGCCACACGCUCCUCUUGGCCUUCCAGUCCUGCCUGGUGCGGCUGCCUGUGGCCCGCUGCCACCUGCACUCCCGCUGCAUGAAAAAUUGCAUCGCCUCCAGGGACCCAUACUGCGGCUGGACCCGAGGGAGCACUUGCUCUCUGCUCCGUCCAGGAACACGCUUACCCUUUGAACAGGAUGUGGAGACUGGAAACACCACUUACCUUGGAGACUGUGAUGGGCUCCUGAGGGAGAGUUUCAUGGACGAGCCGGAGAGUCUGGUGACGCUGAACCUGCUGGUGGUGGCCGCGGUGUCGGCCUUCUCCACCGGGGCGGCGCUGUCGGGCCUGGCCGUGUGCUGGAUCAUGGGCCAGAAGCACCGCCAGCGCUCGCGCAGCCGGGCGGCCGGCUCCGGCUCCCAGCGCAAGUCCGAGAAGGAGACGCACGGCAUGCUGGGCCCCAGCGGCGCCGGCUCGGUCAUCAGCGUGUCGCGCCACAGCGUGGGCACGGCGGGCGAGCGGCGCUCCCAGGGCGAGACGCUCUUCGUCAUGCCCAACGGCUGGGUGAAGGCCGGCGACCUGGACCCGGGCCUGCUGCCCACGCCCGAGCAGACGCCCCUGCAGCAGAAGCGCCCGCCGCCGGGCAUGCGCAUGUCCGAGUCGGGCUCCAGCUGGGACCAGAGCCAGAGCCAGAUCUACCUGAACUCGGUGGGCACGCAGUGUCCGCCGCCGGGCACCGCCAUCUUCCUCAGCUCCAAGCUGCUGCACGGGGCGGGCGGCGGCAGCCGCCGGCUGGACGACUCCACCGACGCCAUGGACCGCCAGACGGCCCGCUACGUCUCCCUGGCCAAGUACCGCGAGCAGAGCCGGCAGGGCGCGCCGCUGCGCAAGUCGGCGCCGGACUACAACUACCCCAUGACGCCGCAGGACUCGCCCGACCGCCGCCGGGUGGUGUCGGCGCCCAGCACCCAGGUGGAGUACGGCGAGCCCCUGCGCUGGACGCACGACGGCUACAUCAUCAGCAGCCACGGCAUGCCGCCGCCGCCCGGCGCCGGCCACCACUACCCCGGGCCGCCGCCCCCGCCGGGCCUGACGCGCUCCGUGCUGCACGGCUCCCGCGGCCUGGCCGAGCUGGUGGACUACAGCCACCUCCUCAGCAAGGCGGCCAGCGAGCGCAGCCCCAUGGGCCAGUGAAGGCGCAGGCAGCGCAGCCCUGCCCAGCUCCUCUGGCUUCAUCCAUCUCCAGCUGACUCCCCUGCGGGAUAUCCAGACCGCUCUCUGAGC